UUCCUCCUCCUCAGUCACUUACACUCCCGCCGAGCUGUCAGUGAGCCACCACUUCUCUCCGCUCCACUCUCUCCAUCCGUGCGUCCUGUGCGCUCCGCUCCGCUUGCGCUUCUGCUCUGCGCGUCCGGCUGACUGGAGAUCAGGAGGCGACAUGAAUAAGGUUCCACAAGGGUCGGAGUGUCUGAAGCUGUCGGACUAUCAGAUCAGAGUCCUGGAGGAGAAUUUCACCAAAGUCAGCAGGCAUCCGGAUGGAACGACGCUCAUGCUGAUCGCUGCGGAGUGUGGGCUGUCAGAGGAGGACACAGAAAAAUGGUUCAAGCUACGUAACGUAAAGUGGAGGCAGGCGGAGGGUCUUCCAGCGCACGGCGGUUCGGUGUUGGACUGAGACUCUCUGACGACGGUGUGCCCUUGCCAAUUCCUGAACCUCAGCGCUGAAAUGUGUCUCUCCAGGACUCCCCAGGACUCCCCGAUUCCCCCCUCAUGUACCUUUCCUCUAUUUUUUUUUUUUUUUUUUGUAUCUAUGAAGCUAUUUUAACUUACAGAAUGUGAAGCUGUCGAUGUGUUGUUGCCAAUAUAAUCUGUGUUUACAGAAAUAAACCUAUUAUAAAGACUUA
Messenger RNA from Sphaeramia orbicularis (orbiculate cardinalfish), 614 nucleotides. RefSeq names its product HOP homeobox (gene hopx). Gene Ontology annotation, molecular function: DNA binding. The transcript is spliced from 3 exons. Gene Ontology annotation, cellular component: nucleus. Lineage: Eukaryota; Metazoa; Chordata; Actinopteri; Kurtiformes; Apogonidae. Bases 152 to 385 code for a protein of 77 amino acids. Gene Ontology annotation, biological process: cell differentiation; regulation of transcription by RNA polymerase II. The record is from RefSeq and is a predicted model, not a curated record.